UGUGUGUUUGUUGGCCUGGCCUGCAUCCGGCAUGAUCCAGUAUCACAGUCGUACGUCAAACACGACCUCAAAUCCAACGAUGGCACGCCUCAGAUAAAACUACUACCGGACCGGUGCGAUCUUCUUUCCGACGUUGUUGAACCGGUUUGGCUUUUUUCCCUUCUUUUCGGUACCCCUGCGAGUCUCUCUCUAUGCCGAUGGGGAAGUACAGCGAUGUGUAGGAACAGGUUUGCGCGAGCACCACCCAUCCCAAGGGAUACAACGGCCGGGUGAUGCUUUUUACCGUGUCUUCUCAACCCGGAGUGUUUACUGAUGAAAUUUGAAUCGGUUGAUGGGUUCUUUGGAGUCAGAGCCCCUCGUUUGCUCAGUUGUGUGCGUAAAGAGAAAAGGGGAAACGUUAAAAUACAUCGCCGUGGUGAUAGUUUUAAGUAACUGCCGAGUGAGCAAGCGACGAACGUGACGAUGAUUUAGUGUGCGCUGUAGAACAAUAGGGGCUUGUUUGCCUACUUAAAUAGGAAGUUUCGACUUUGCACUUACUAAACCGUGGACAUGAAUCUCAAUGGUAAUUUAACAAAAUGAAGUUUCUUGUGCUGUGUACGCUCGUAGCCGGUGCUGCUGCAGGAUACUCCGCCUCUACCUACCGGGAUGGCAAAGCAACAGGUUACAACGGCGGCUACACGACGCACUUCUCCGGACCGAACGGUGCCGGCGUGGCGGUAGGAACUGGCACCGGUAGCUUUGCGCCCGGGUUCGCCGGCUUCCCCGGCCCGACCGUAGACUUCAACAACUUCUUCCAGGGCAUCCAGGCGAACUUUGCAAACUCGAUGACGCAAUCCUAUUCUGAGCCGGGAGCGACGGCAUCAGCGUCAUCAUCACUCCUGGAUCCCGCAUGGCGCAAACCAACGUAUCAACAGCACAACUUGUAUCAGCAGCAGUUUGCUCUGCAGCAAGCUCUGUUCCAGCAGCAGCAGGCCGCCUUUAAUGGAGGGUUCGGUGGUGCUGGUUUCGGAGGUGCUGGUUUCGCAGGCGCUGGAGCCGGUACCGGCUUUGGUGGGUUCCCGGUGUAUGGAGCUAACUUUGCCAGCGCUCCGAACUAUAUUCAAAAUCGCUUCCCCGCCGGUAACUUCAACGGUGCCAGCUCUUCUGCUUCGUUCGGACCGGGUGGAUUCCACCAGACGGCUGCAGUGUAUCCCGGCAAUCCGGCCGUACCGAAUGUAGACACCCGUUUCGGUGGUUCGGAACAGGCGACCAGCUUCCAGAGCGGCAAACCAGGAUUCGUCGGUGUGUCCAGCUUCUCGUCCUCCUCCAACAUUAACGGCCAGACGCACCGCGAAGCAGUGACGACGGUGAACGAUAAUGGCAAGGUGACGACCCAUCGCGUCCACUCUUAAACUGCGUCUUCAAUGACCAUCAUCAGCAUGCGACAACGGACGAAAUGCCUGACCCCGGAAUAGCAGAACAACGGAACAACGACUUAGAGUAGAGACAAUCUCACGACCUACCCUCUGAGAGUGCAGUCAGCUUUGCUCCGGUGGAGCUUAACAUUAAACCGAAACAAGCAAUGUGUCAGUGUACACCUUCUCAGGAUUGAGCGGACCGAAUGCGGAUGCGACUACUACUACUACUACUGUGUGCUGUGCGGACAUGUGAGGUGGUAGCGAGGCGAUAGUCCACCGGACACUAAACUUGUGUAGGAGUGUGUGUGUGUGAAUGUAUUUUUAGCGAGCGAAACGUACUUAUGUGCUAAAAAUUUUACAACUUUACUAAGCAUUUCGAUAAUUUUAUCCAAUAUGUAAGACUGUCCACACCUGUCCACACCUGGUGAUCGACAAUAAAGCAGAAGAGUUAUCAAUAAGCUGAA
Molecule: messenger RNA, 1861 nt
Organism: Anopheles gambiae (African malaria mosquito)
Lineage: Eukaryota; Metazoa; Arthropoda; Insecta; Diptera; Culicidae
Product: ATP-dependent RNA helicase glh-2
Exons: 8
Coding region: 576-1391 (271 amino acids)
Source: RefSeq, a predicted model, not a curated record